Messenger RNA from Lathyrus sativus (Indian pea), 390 nucleotides. NCBI's taxonomy places the organism in Eukaryota, Viridiplantae, Streptophyta, Magnoliopsida, Fabales, Fabaceae. The record is from the annotation of a GenBank genome assembly.
AUGAAUUCACAGUUUGUGGUUGACUUGAAUAGCAAGAUGAAUAAUCCAUAUGCUGCAAACCCAGGUGAAGCAACUGUCAUGGGAUUUGAAGUUUUGAAGACAUCUGAUUCCGGUUACAAUAACGUAUACACUUUGACUGAUGAUGAAGCACGUGAUCCACCAGAGGCUCCUCCACAAUUGCAACAAACCUUCAUCGGCUAUCCUGCUAAUGUUGGUAGUUCUAGUUCUCUUCCAUUGCCCCAAAGCGCGAUUCUUAAUCAUCUUUAUAUUGAGAAUAGAGAGCCUCAAAGAUCCGUGGUGGCUUUGGGAUUCACUCAACGCUUUCGUAACAAAUAUGUUACCGCCGUCCUCUACAAGCCAGUUCAAAGAAGGGGAACCACAAGCAUUUGA